AGAAACGGACACGAAUAUGCAAACCACGGUUGCAUUACUUCCCUCUAUUAAAGUCCAACACCGUCCCCCACUCGCGCACAUUAGCAUAUACCAGACUAGUAGCAGCUCAACCUGAGCAGAGAGAGAAGACGACGACGACGACGGCAAACGUCACGUGACUAAAGAGUUAGCGUGUCGUCUCCGGCGUAUUUAGCUAUCUUCCUUCCCCAUCCUUCAAACUGUUUUCAGUUAAGCAAACAGUCCCCUUUAAACGGAUUUAGCCUUUGUUCUUUCUUUGAAGACAAAGGAAAGCUAAGUCCCAAAGGGAAAUCAAAAUCAUUCUCGCAAGAAACCCAAAAAGUGAGAAUUUUUCCUCUGUAUAAAUACAAGAAUACGGAACCGUAUACGCAGCAAUGGCGGCGGGGUUUGGCUUGCUUCUCUUCUUGGCUGUAACGACGCCCUUCUGUUUUGGCGCCAACGUGACGUACGACCACCGCGCGCUGGUGAUUGACGGCAAGAGAAGGGUUCUGGUUUCUGGGUCCAUUCAUUACCCGCGCAGCACUCCUGAUAUGUGGCCGGACUUGAUACAGAAAUCCAAGGACGGAGGAUUGGAUGUGAUAGAAACUUAUGUGUUCUGGAACUUGCAUGAACCAGUUCGUGGCCAGUAUGAUUUUGAAGGAAGAAAGGAUUUGAUGAAGUUCGUGAAGUUGGUGAAGGAGGCUGGUCUACUUGUUCAUCUUCGAAUUGGUCCUUAUGUCUGUGCUGAAUGGAACUAUGGUGGAUUUCCUCUUUGGCUGCAUUUUAUACCAGGAAUCGUGCUUCGAACUAAUAAUGAACCAUUCAAGGCUGAAAUGAAGAGAUUUACAGCCAAAAUUGUUGACAUGAUGAAGCAAGAAAAUCUAUAUGCAUCCCAAGGCGGACCCAUAAUUUUAUCUCAGAUAGAAAAUGAGUAUGGGAAUAUCGAUUCUGCAUAUGGUAGUGAUGCCAAAACUUACAUAAAUUGGGCUGCAGCAAUGGCCACAUCACUUGAUACAGGGGUGCCCUGGGUGAUGUGCCAGCAAAGUGAUGCUCCUAAUCCUAUUAUUAACACUUGCAACGGAUUUUACUGUGACCAAUUCACCCCAAAUUCUAAUAACAAGCCAAAAAUGUGGACGGAAAACUGGAGUGGAUGGUUUUCUGCAUUUGGUGAUCCUCUGCCAUACAGACCAGUGGAAGAUCUUGCUUUUUCGGUGGCACGUUUUUACCAGCUUGGCGGAACCUUCCAGAACUAUUAUAUGUAUCACGGUGGGACUAACUUUGGCCGCAGUACUGGUGGACCUUUCAUUACAACAAGCUAUGAUUAUGAUGCUCCAAUUGAUGAGUAUGGCCUUUUGAGACAGCCAAAAUGGGGUCACUUGAAAGAUGUUCAUAAAGCUAUAAAACUUUGUGAAGAGGCAAUGGUGGCAACUGAUCCAAAAACCACUUCUCUUGGUUCGAAUUUGGAGGCCACUGUUUAUAAAACUGGCUCAGGGCAAUGUGCUGCUUUUCUUGCAAAUGUGGGCACACAAUCAGAUGCAACUGUGAAGUUCAACGGAAAUUCCUAUAACUUGCCUGCUUGGUCUGUCAGCAUCUUACCAGACUGCAAAAAUGUGGUGCUCAAUACUGCCAAAAUUAAUUCUGUAUCCACCAUGACAAAGUUUGUUCGCCAGCCUUCGAAAGAUGAUAGUACAGCUACUGACGCAUUUGUCUCGGGCUGGAGUUGGAUCAAUGAACCCGUAGGUAUAUCUAGUGACAGUGCAUUCACGAAACCUGGAUUACUGGAACAAAUAAAUACCACUGCUGAUCAAAGUGAUUAUCUGUGGUAUUCGCUAAGCGUUGAGAUGAAAGGAGACGAGCCUUUCCUUGGAGAUGGAUCUCAGACGGUCCUUCAUGUGGAUUCUCUAGGCCAUGUGCUUUAUGCUUUUAUCAAUGGGAAAUUUGCAGGGAGUGGGAAAGGAGGAAGCAGCAACUCUAAAGUUUCAAUAAAUGUUCCGAUGAGCCUCCAACCUGGAAAAAACAAGAUUGAUCUCUUGAGUUUGACAGUGGGUUUAGCGAACUAUGGAGCAUUCUUUGAUACAAGAGGAGCAGGAGUAACUGGUCCUGUGCAGUUGAAAAGCUCAAAAAACGGAUCUACUAUAGAUCUGUCCUCUCAGCAGUGGACUUAUCAGAUUGGUUUGAAAGGAGAAGAACUAGGCCUGGCUAGUGGAACUUCCUCACUUUGGACAACAGAGCCCACUUUGCCUAAGAAUCAACCACUGGUGUGGUACAAGACGACUUUUGAUGCUCCCUCCGGAAGCAGCCCACUUGCACUAGACUUUAUGGGAUUGGGAAAGGGACAAGCAUGGAUAAAUGGACAAAGCAUUGGGCGUUACUGGCCAACCAAUAUAGCUGGAAAUAGCGGCUGCACUGAUUCUUGCAAUUACAGGGGAGCUUAUAGCUCAAGCAAAUGCCUGAAGAACUGUGGAAAGCCAUCUCAGCAACUCUAUCACGUUCCCCGUUCGUGGCUAAAACCAAGUGGAAACAUCCUAGUGUUAUUCGAGGAAAUGGGAGGCAAUCCAACACAGCUAUCUUUUGCUACUAGAGAAACACAAAGCAUAUGCGCUCGGAUUUCAGAAAAUCACCCACUUCCAGUUGAUAUGUGGACUUCAGAUGACGAAACAAGAAAAACAGCAGGACCAAUUCUUUCUCUAGCUUGCCCUCUCGCAAAUCAGGUCAUCUCCGAAAUAAAAUUUGCCAGCUUUGGAACUCCUCGUGGAACCUGUGGAAGUUUUAGCCACGGUCGAUGCACCAGCAAAAUGGCUCGUUCUGUUGUCGAAAAGGCUUGCAUAGGAUCAAGAAGCUGCAGCAUUGGCGUUUCCGUUAGCACAUUUGGCGACCCGUGUGCAGGAAUUACUAAAAGCUUAGCCGUUGAAGCUUCCUGUACAUGACAUUCGUCUUUUUAGCAAAUCCAGUCGACGUAUGAAACUUGUUGGUUACUGCUCUAGGUUCAUACUUUAUCAAUUGUCAAUUAUACGUCAAAGUAUGAUGCUGCAAGAAAAUUGAGAAGAGCAGUCAAGAUGUAAUACUAUCCAAACCAUCAGUGCUGGAAAAAGUGCAAUCUGAUGGUACAAGCACGAAUAAGCAAUCAAUGGAUUAGAUUUUAUGUUGAUCUGUUCAUUGAUCAUGCAGUUACUAAAUUUCAGUCCCUUGAGCCUCGUAUGAUGAUACGA
Messenger RNA from Sesamum indicum (sesame), 3206 nucleotides. Its product is annotated as beta-galactosidase 8. Gene Ontology annotation, biological process: carbohydrate metabolic process. Gene Ontology annotation, molecular function: hydrolase activity, hydrolyzing O-glycosyl compounds; carbohydrate binding. NCBI's taxonomy places the organism in Eukaryota, Viridiplantae, Streptophyta, Magnoliopsida, Lamiales, Pedaliaceae. The record is from RefSeq and is a predicted model, not a curated record.